Molecule: messenger RNA, 669 nt
Organism: Mya arenaria
Lineage: Eukaryota; Metazoa; Mollusca; Bivalvia; Myida; Myidae
Product: kettin homolog
Exons: 1
Coding region: 1-669 (222 amino acids)
Biological process (GO): cell surface receptor signaling pathway
Cellular component (GO): membrane
Molecular function (GO): transmembrane signaling receptor activity
Source: RefSeq, a predicted model, not a curated record
AUGGUUCGUGAGCAACAAGCUUACCAGGCUCUAAUGGUUCGUGAGCAACAAGCUUACCAGGCCCUAAUGGUUCAUGAGCAACAAGCUUACCAGGCUCUAAUGGUUCGUGAGCAACAAGCUUACCAGGCUCUAAUGGUUCGUGAGCAACAAGCUUACAAGGCUCUAAUGGUUCGUGAGCAACAAGCUUACCAGGCUCUAAUGGUUCGUGAGCAACAAGCUUACCAGGCCCUAAUGGUUCGUGAGCAACAAGCUUACCAGGCCCUAACGGUUCGUGAGCAACAAGCUUACCAGGCCCUAACGGUUCGUGAGCAACAAGCUUACCAGGCCCUAACGGUUCGUGAGCAACAAGCUUACCAGGCCCUAACGGUUCGUGAGCAACAAGCUUACCAGGCCCUAACGGUUCGUGAGCAACAAGCUUACCAGGCCCUAACGGUUCGUGAGCAACAAGCUUACCAGGCCCUAACGGUUCGUGAGCAACAAGCUUACCAGGCCCUAAUGGUUCGUGAGCAACAAGCUUACCAGGCUCUAAUGGUUCGUGAGCAACAAGCUUACCAGGCCCUAAUGGUUCGUGAGCAACAAGCUCACCAGGCCCUAAUGGUUCGUGAGCAACAAGCUUACAAGGCUCUAAUUGUUCGUGAAAAUGUCUUACAUAAUCUUGAUUGCAUUUAA